CCUCUCCCCCGAACCCUAUCUCUCCCAGCGCCGAAAGUUUCGCUGGAAACCUAGUCUCGGUCCGUCUCCUCGCGCUCAAAACCCGCCGGCCGACCGCUCCUUGCCGGCGAUUCCUCCUCGUUGGUGCUCUCCUCCUUGUCGGAUCGCCUCUCCCUCUCUGCACGGAACUCGCUCUCGGCAUUGCAAGCGCCGGCUUUUCCCUCUUCUCUCUUUUUUCCAAACCCUAGCCGAGCCCUUCUUCCCCUCGUUCAUCUGAGCUUUUGGAAAUUUAACUUGAAAACUGCAGAAGAUGGAUUCUCAGGUGAAGCUGGCUGUUGUUGUGAAGGUGAUGGGGAGAACUGGUUCUAGAGGUCAGGUGACCCAAGUCCGGGUCAAAUUUAUGGAUGAUCCAAAACGAUUAAUCAUGCGAAAUGUGAAGGGUCCAGUCAGGGAAGGAGACAUCCUUACCCUUCUAGAAUCUGAAAGAGAAGCUCGGAGGCUUCGUUAAAUUAUAUUAUUAUCAUUGCAUGUUUCUGCUCACUGUUUGGUCUCUACUUGUUGUUUGCUCUGAAGUACUUCAUAUGCAUCUUUUCAUGUAGAACUGUUGCAUGUUUCUGCUCACCAUUUGAUAUCUACUUUUUAUAUGCAUCCUUUUAUUUAUGUAUCGAUAAAACUUGAGGUAUUUUCU
Phalaenopsis equestris is the source of this 667-nucleotide messenger RNA. Its product is annotated as 40S ribosomal protein S28. Gene Ontology annotation, biological process: ribosomal small subunit assembly; maturation of SSU-rRNA; translation. Gene Ontology annotation, cellular component: ribosome; cytosolic small ribosomal subunit. NCBI's taxonomy places the organism in Eukaryota, Viridiplantae, Streptophyta, Magnoliopsida, Asparagales, Orchidaceae. The transcript has 2 exons. Gene Ontology annotation, molecular function: structural constituent of ribosome. The record is from RefSeq and is a predicted model, not a curated record. The coding region runs from base 290 to 487 and encodes 65 amino acids.